AAUGAAACCUUUAAAUCAAGCCUCCAAAAUUAUUGCUCAACAAUUCUUCUACAGAGGCAAAUUCAUCAAACCAACAACCAUAACAACAAGUUUGAAUCAAUUAAAAUUCAAUCCUUCUUUAAUUGUUAAUAAUGGAGUGCAACAUCAAAAUGCUACUUCCCGUUCCUUUUCCAUCAUCAAUAAUAAUACAUUAUUCUCUCAUUCCCUCAUGAUGCAAGAAGAAGAAGGAGCUAGAGUAUCAUCCACCAACAACAACAAUUCUUCAUCGUCAUCAAUGGCAACAUCAAAUAAUUUGAACAAAAAAAUGCCAGAAGAACAACAACAACAAAACAAGAGAAAAUUCAAUCAUCACAACAAUAGAAAUAAAAAAAACAAGAAAGUCAAGAAGGAGAAACCAAGCAAUGUUAUUGAAGCUGUGACUCCUUUGGCCCAUUUGACCUAUGAAGAACAAUUGGUCAAGAAGGAAGGUGAAACAUUGGAUUGUAUGAGAGAAAUGUUUUCUGAAAUUAAGAAGAGUUAUGGUACAGCAGAACUCCCAGAAUACUAUACUAUUCAACCAGAAGAUGAAAAAUUGAAGGAUGUUCAUUUGACUUGGUGUGGUAUUUUGUCAUCACCACAAACUGAAGGAUAUAGAAAUAAUUGUGAAUUUACUUGUGGAUACAAUUCUGAAGAUAAACCAACUGUUGGAUUUAGACAAGGUUUAUUUUCUCAAGGAAUUUUCAAUGCCGAAAGUCCAAAAGAUGUCAAAAUUGUUUCUGAUAGUAUGAAGAGAGCUGUUUUGGUUUUACAAAAAUUUAUUGAACAACAUCACGAUACAUACAAGUGUUAUGCUCAAAAAACCCAUACUGGAUUGUGGAGAUUGAUGAAAGUCAGAGAAAAUAGAAAUGGAGAAAUGCUCAUCAUUGUUCAAAUUAAUCCAACUGAAAUUUCUGAAGAAGCUAUGCAAACAAUCAAAACUAAUCUCAUCUCUCACUUUAAAUCAUUCGAUAAGAACGAAUCAUCAGAUCUUUCUAUUAACGUUAAGGGAUUAUUCUUGCAACAACAUACAGGCGUCAGCAAUGCUGCUCCAACUGAUGCUCCUUUGGAUUUGCUCUAUGGAGAACAAACUAUUGUUGAGGAAGUUUUGGGAUUGAAGUUUAAUAUUUCUCCAAUGAGCUUCUUCCAAGUUAACACUAAAGGUGUUGAGGUUUUAUAUUCAAAGGUCAAGGAAUGGACAUUAGAAUCUAUGGAUAAGGAGUCUAAUAAGGAACGUGUUUUAUUGGAUGUUUGCAGUGGUACAGGUACUAUUGGUUCUACAAUGGCUAGCUCUGUCAGCAGAGUUAUUGGUAUUGAAAUGGUUGAAAGCUCUGUAAAUGAUGCCAGGAAGAAUGCUCAAUUGAACAAUAUUCAAAAUAUUACUUUUGUUUGUGGAAAGGCUGAAGAUACAAUUACAACCAAGAUGGUUGAACAUAACUUGAAUUCAUCUAAUGUUGAAUGUGUAGCUGUUGUAGAUCCUCCAAGAUCAGGUCUUCACAAGAAGGUUCUUGAAUCAAUUUUGAGAUCUCCAACAAUUGAAAAAUUAAUUUAUGUUUCAUGUAAUCCAAAGACAUUGGUUGAAAAUGCUAUUAGACUUUGCGGACCAACAUCAACAGUUAGAGCCAGUUAUGGUGCAUUCAAACCUGUUAAGGCUAUUGCUGUUGACAUGUUCCCUCACACUGAACAUUGUGAAAUGAUUUGCGUUUUUGAAAGAAAGCUUAAGAAAUAAAUUAUUAAGAUAUUAUUGCUAGUUUAC
Molecule: messenger RNA, 1771 nt
Organism: Naegleria gruberi
Lineage: Eukaryota; Heterolobosea; Eutetramitea; Acrasida; Naegleriidae
Product: S-adenosylmethionine-dependent methyltransferase
Exons: 3
Coding region: 2-1744 (580 amino acids)
Biological process (GO): RNA processing
Molecular function (GO): RNA methyltransferase activity
Source: RefSeq, a predicted model, not a curated record